This is a messenger RNA of Vigna angularis (adzuki bean), 2143 nucleotides long. RefSeq lists its product as uncharacterized. The transcript is spliced from 2 exons. The record is from RefSeq and is a predicted model, not a curated record. Lineage: Eukaryota; Viridiplantae; Streptophyta; Magnoliopsida; Fabales; Fabaceae. The coding region runs from base 486 to 1850 and encodes 454 amino acids.
AGCAAAAACCGAAUCGAUGGAAGAAAAAGGGUCCAACCAACCCAUUACGUCAUCAUAAUUUUCCCUAUUCAUUUUCAUGCUUUCAUUCUUCACUUUUUCACCUACUACAACAACAUCCUCCUUAACCCUGGAUUUCGUCUCCAUCAAAACAACACACUUCAUUACACCUUAACUGUUUCUUUCUCUCACUUUCCUUUCUGGUUUCUGUCUGAAAUUGUUGGAUUCAUAAUAAACAUCUUCACCCUACAAGAACACCAUCAUCCAGUCUAUAUUUAGAACCAGUGAUUGGAAGCUUGUUUUGUAAUGGAAAAGGUGUUUUGAAUUUGGAAAUUCAUUCAAAAGAGUAGUGGGAAAUUGGAUUAAGUACCCUAUCUUUGAUGAACUAAAAUAUCUAUCUGAAUUCUGCUUGUGUUAUAGUUUAUUGUUCUUGAUCCUUUUUCUGGCAAGUUAUAGAACAAAGUUUGAAGUGGUAACAGCAGGUUAGAAUGAAUUCAUUCGAUCAGAGUCAUCAAACUACCAGCUUCAGGUACAAUCCAAACUCGAACACAAUGAAUCAUGCAGAUGAUGAUGCUGAGUUCUCAGGGAUUCUUGAUAUCUAUGUUCAUCAUGCUAGGAACAUUCAUAACAUAUGCAUCUAUGAUAAUCAGGAUGUGUAUGCCAAGUUCUCUCUUACAUACAACCCAGAUGACACUCUCUCCACUAGAGUCAUAAAUAGAGGUGGAAAAAACCCAAUAUUCAAUGAAAACUUGAGGAUGAAGAUUACCCAGAUGGAUGCUGUUCUCAAGUGUGAGAUUUGGAUGUUUAGCAGGUCAAGAAAUCAUUUGGAAGACCAGCUUUUGGGAUUUGCUUUGGUCCAAAUUUCACAAGUUGUUAGCAAAGGAAAGGUGACUGAAGAUUAUAGCCUUUCCUCCACUGAUCUUUUCCAUUGUCCUGCUGGAGCUGUCCAAUUAACAGUGUCUUUGGACACAUGUUUUCCAACAAGUUCCAAGGUGAAUUCCUUAUCACAAUCAGCUACUAAUUCAUCCAUAUCCUCAGAAGUUGUCUUGCUUGAUUCAACAAUCUCUGAAGAUAUUGCAGACCCAGUUGAGUAUUCAAGAAUUGAAUUUCCAGAUGUCGGUGUUAUGAAGGAGAACCAGAAAUUGGUUUCUGAGUACUUCAAUUUGGACUUUAAUGGUUCUUCUGCUUCAAAGCCUAAUUCAGUAGGAUUUCUACCAUUUCUUCAACUUGGUGAUUCUCCUCAAGGUAAUGAUUAUGAAAUGACCGUAACAGAUUCAGAUGAGAAUCAUGAGUCCAUUCCUCCAAAUGAGAGCACUCAGAAUUCUUCGUUCCCAAGCUCCACUACUACAAGCUUAAGUGAUGAUAGAAACUCAUCUGAUUCAGUUGAGGACAAGAGUAAGUUGAGGGGUGAGUCAAGAAAUUUUUUCAACGUUUCAGUCAAGGUUGAAGGUUAUGAGAACUCUGGUGCUAGUCCAGAUAACCCAACUUCCAAGAAAGAAAGUGGAGCCAGAGAUGAUAAGCAAUCGAACUUCCCAUCAAGCAAGGAAAAGGAGAUCAAUAGUGAAAGAAAUAAUGAAUCAGCAAGGUUUGGUCAAGUUUUUUCUGCUCCACUGAGGAACAUCAAUAUGGAGGCUGAGCAAUCAGCUAUGCAACAGCAAAUAGUUGACAUGUAUAUGAGAAGCAUGCAACAAUUCACAGAGUCUUUGGCAAAAAUGAUGAUCCCAAUGGACCUUGAUAAACCUGAAAGUGAUGGCCAUGGUGACGUGAUUCAAAAUCAUAACAACAGCAAGUUCGAAAUAGAUAAGAAAAUGGAUGGAUCACGUGUAUUUUAUGGUAGCCGAGCUUUUUUCUAGUUAUAUCUUGAUGCUAUGUAUGCUUGACAGAUUAGUAUGCCCUUUAAGUAAGGAAGAAAAUCUAUUCGGAGAGCUCAAUUCAUGAAUAGAUUUCAGUAUCUUAGUAUAUUAGUUUCUGGUUUUUGACACCCCAAAUUUACAGAUCAACUUAUAUCUUGAUGCACAGCCAACAUGAAUAGUUCUGUCAUAGGAAGACGCGAGAGUUUAGUUUAUUGUAACAUGGGGUAGCCCAGUUUCUCUAAAUAUUUACUAUGAGUUAACCUGUGUUGUUUAAUCACCCCUUUACAUUCUUC